Phytophthora nicotianae INRA-310 is the source of this 195-nucleotide messenger RNA. RefSeq lists its product as hypothetical. The coding region runs from base 1 to 195 and encodes 64 amino acids. The record is from RefSeq and is a predicted model, not a curated record. Lineage: Eukaryota; Oomycota; Peronosporomycetes; Peronosporales; Peronosporaceae. The transcript has a single exon.
AUGGAGAAAGCCGCUAACGAUCGACUCCACACCUUCGACAACAAGAACGCUACUCCAAAGGCGUCGUCGCUGAGGAAAUGCUGGCCCUCUCUGAGGUCGUCUCACCCAGACGCCUACCGUGCCCUUGGGGCUCAAUUUCUUGCGCUGAAGCGAAGCGGUCAGAUUGUCGACGCAUGUACACCACUCAAGCACUAG